Molecule: messenger RNA, 2454 nt
Organism: Cryptomeria japonica (Japanese cedar)
Lineage: Eukaryota; Viridiplantae; Streptophyta; Pinopsida; Cupressales; Cupressaceae
Product: ABC transporter G family member 26
Exons: 10
Coding region: 34-2172 (712 amino acids)
Cellular component (GO): membrane
Molecular function (GO): ATP binding; ATP hydrolysis activity; ABC-type transporter activity
Source: RefSeq, a predicted model, not a curated record
UUCUGCUGUUUUAACUAGUUGCUCUCACAUUCUAUGCAAAGACAGCUAAAAAUGACAAACAACAAAACAAGAGAUUCCAAAGAAACAGAGUUAAGCUCAUUUGGAUCUAGAGAAUUUGAUGAAGAAAGGGAAGCGGCAUCUGGGUCUGCAGCACUACCCGUAUCUGGGGCACUUCACAUUCCUGAAACUAGCAGUAUCACUUAUAUUCCAGAUAUAACUCAAUUUCGUAGCUUAAGCAAUGGCCAUAGGCAUUCUUCAUAUGACAUUGAAACCACAAGCUCAACUCCCCUUCCAAUAUUUCUCAAGUUUGAGGACGUGGAGUACAGAGUGCAAAACCAGAAGCCCCCAGGAAUAUGGAAUCAACUUUCAAAUGGUCGUCAAAUUAUUGGCAGCAGCCAUAACAACCAGGCUUACAAGAGCAUUGUCAAUGGGAUAACUGGAAGCAUAGCUCCUGGACAAAUUCUUGCAUUGAUGGGCCCCUCUGGAAGUGGGAAGACUACUUUUCUCAAAAUUGUGGGAGGUAGACUGCAGGGAGAUAUCAAAGGAAAUAUAACUUACAAUGAUAUCCCAUAUAACACUGCUCUAAAGAGGAGGAUUGGAUACGUUACUCAAGAUGAUAUAUUGUUUCCUCAACUAACAGUCCAAGAGUCACUAGUUUUUGCUGCCCUUUUGAGGCUCCCAAACAAUAUGAGUCGCCAACAAAAACUUUUAAGAGCAGAGACUAUCCUUGCAGAUUUGGGUUUAGAGAGAUGUCGGCACACCAGAGUUGGAGGAGCAUUCGUUAGGGGGAUUUCAGGUGGGGAGAGAAAACGCACUAGUAUUGGGUUCGAAAUUUUAGUGGAUCCUUCUCUAUUGUUGCUUGAUGAGCCCACUUCAGGACUUGACUCCACAACUGCUACUAAACUUCUUCAACUUAUGCAACGCAUAGCUCAGAGUGGUAGAACAAUCAUGACGACAAUCCAUCAACCCUCAAGUCGUAUGUUCCAUAUGUUUGAUAAGCUUUUGCUCAUCUCAGAAGGUUCUCCAAUUUACUCUGGGCAAGCAAAGGAAACAAUGGCCUACUUUGCUUCAUUAAGGUUUGUGCCACAGUUGGCCAUGAAUCCUGCAGACUUUGUAUUGGAUUUAGCAACAGGACAAGUCAAUGACAUUAUAUUCCCAGAAGAGUUCCAAACCUCCUUUUCUGUUUCACGACAUCAAGAAUUUCAAAAAGAGAUAGUCAAGUAUUUGCAGAGGAUGUAUAUAACUGAAUUGGAAGCACAAGAGAAAGAGGCUUUGCAGAGGUAUGGAAAAGCUCCCGAUCAUUGGCAAUCAGCAGUUCAAGUUCAAAAGGAAUGGACAACAUCUUGGUGGGAACAGUUUUGUGUUCUAUCUAAGAGAAAUUUUAGGGAGCGUUAUAGAGACUACUUUGAUAAAUUACGAUUCUUUCAAGCCAUAGGAGUUGCAGUUCUACUUGGAUUUCUAUGGUGGAAAUCUAAGAUUGAAACUGAAGCUCAACUAAGAGACCAGGUUGGUCUGAUGUUUUACAUUUGCAUCUUUUGGACAUCCUCUUCAUUGUUUGGAUCGGUGUAUGUGUUCCCCUUUGAGAAAAAUUAUCUGGUAAAGGAAAGGAGGGCAGAUAUGUACAGGUUGAGUGCCUACUACUUAUGCAGUACACUGUGUGAUAUGAUGGCCCACCUCUUAUAUCCAAUCAUUUUCAUGUCCAUUCUCUAUUUCAUGGCUGGAUUUAAAAGGACAGUUUCUUCCUUUCUCCUCACUUUACUCGCCGUACUCUUAAUAGUCAUCACUGGCCAGGGAGCUGGAGAGUUUUUUGGAGCUGCCAUUCUUAGCAUAAAGCGAGUAGGCACAGUGGCUUCCUUGAUGCUGCUUGUUUUUCUACUCACUGGAGGAUACUAUGUCCAGCAUAUACCGGUGUUUGUGAGGUGGAUAAAGCACUUAUCUUUCCUCUACUAUGGUUUUCGGCUGUUGCUCAAGGUCCAAUAUUCAGCAGAUGAGAUGUAUGACUGCUUGGGAGAGGGUGGAUGCAAGAGUUUGCAAUCAUCUCCAUCCAUGGACACAAUCACACUCAAUGGAGGAGUGGAGGAAGGUUGGGUUUUAAUAUGCAUGGCCUUAGCAUAUCGAGUAUGUGCUUAUAUUUGUCUCCGGAGAAACAUAACUCUCUCACCUUCACCUUGAUCACUGUCUGUUACCAUUUUUAAGUCUAAAAAAGUUCAUGUUUUUGUCUGCUCUGCAAACUGUCCUUUGGCCUCAAAGAGAAAAUAUUAUUUGUUUCCCUUCCAACAGAUUGUUACAGCCUGAGGGCUGUGGUCUAGUUGGCAAGCGAAAAAAGGAAAAGAAAAUCCAUAUCAAGCCAAUUGAGGCAUAUGUGAAGUUUGCUCUAAACCCUAUUAUCAUUCAGCAUUUGUAAAUGACUAAAACUUGUGAACUGACUAAUUGGAAUUAAUUAUCAUUCUUUAA